GACCCCGAAAGUUCAAAGUUCAAAACCGAUUGUUUACAUCUGGAAACGAUCGAACGAAUGUGAUCGAUACUUUUAGCAGGAUUUACAGUGGAAAAAUGAGCAGCCUUCAGACAGAGGAGGUGCAGAGACAGCUGAGGCAGGUGCUGAACAGAGACAAGGUCAAACUGUGGGAGUCUCCCUACAGCAGAGAGGACGGCACAGCUGACCAGAUACCUCAGAAUUUGAUACUGAAGUAUUCGGAGGAGUUGAGGUUGUCCCAAGAUGUGGUGGCAGCCAACAUGGAGGAACUACGACUUCACGCCGUGAGGAAGCUGGCUUCCAGGCGCAAGUUCCAGACCUCGGGCAUCGCUACGCUGAAGGUCAAACUGGCUGGGAAGGGGAACCUCAAAUGCAGCAGUUUUGAGGUGGAGACGACUUUGCAGAUAUUGGGGAAGGACUUCAAGAAACUCUUGUCUGAGAAGUGUGGUCUCACAGCAGACCAUCUGAAGCCCAUUGCAGUAGGCAGAGUCAUAAAAGAUGAUGUACCGCUGUCAUCUCAACACAUCGCAAACAACGCUCAAGUCCUGGUCAUCUGUCUGUCUGAGAGUGAGGCUGAGGCCCAGCAGAGGGAGGAGCAGAUGUCAAAGGUCAGACGAGCGCGGGAGGGUGCGGAGCUGUUGGCCAACUCACUCGCUGGAGAUGAUGACAUGGACCAUGACGGUCACCAGUACGGGCUGCAAAUCGCCGACCAGUCCGGUCGGGCUCUCCAGAUCCCGCGGGAGGAGAAGCGGGCGCUGACGGUUGCCAUGGCACUAAACGAGCGAGGGAAGGCGGCGCUGAAGAGGAAACAGUACGGAGAGGCUCUGCUGCUCCUGCUGGAGGCUGAUCGAGAAUUCCAGCAGUGUAGAUCAGAGAUCCUUCAGGCGGUGGAUAACUAUGCUGUCCUGUGUCUGGACAUCGUGUGGUGUUAUCUGUGUCUGAAAAACGUCACGUCUCUGCCUGACGCAGAGAACAGGCUACAGAAGUGUGAACAACUGUUCCACAAGAGCUACGGCAACAACCUGGAGAGACUCACAACUGUGAAGGGAAGCAGUGGUCAAGAAAAGGCUCUGUUUGUACGAUUACACCUUCUGCAAGGCGUGGUGUUCUUUCAUCAGGGGCGUAGGAACCAGGCAGUGGCAGAACUGGCUAAGGCGGAUGCAUUCCUUCGACAGUUGCAAGUUGAUGAGUCCAAGCUAACGGAGCUGAUGACCAUGGGCUUCAGUAGUGCAGAGGCCAGACUGGGCCUGCGAGCCUGCAGCAACAAUGUACAGGCUGCAGUCACACAUAUCAUGCAGAAACAAGAGGAAAGAAGAGAGAUUAAGAAGAAAGAGCGUGAGGAGAGAAGACAGAAGAAGCUAGCGAGGAAGCUGGGGAAGACGGCCAGUGGUGACUGGGUGAAGGUGGACCUGUACGAUGCCCUGGUGAACAUGGGUUUUCCCAGGGGAGGAGCUGUAGCAGCUCUACAACAGACAAACAACAACAUCCAACAGGCAAUACAGGUUCUACAGGACCAGCCAGAGCUUCUGACCCUGCCUGACCCUGACCCCAGUCCUGUGUCUAUUACUGAUGAAAUGUUGGCUCAGUUGGUGUCCCUUGGGUUUGACCCAGAGAUGUCGAGACGGGCGCUGCAGUCCUGCCAGGGGGUGGCACAGAGAGCCAUCGACAUGCUGCUGCAGAGCGGAGGAGUUCUGCCAGAGGUCUCUUCUGCAAGCAGCAGCAGCUCAGCAUCCUCCGGCUCUUCCACGUCCUCAUCUUCCACCACUCCCUCCUCCUCAUCUUCAUCAUCAGACGCCUCCCCGGCUAAAUCUCCAGAGGAGCUACAGAGAGAGAAGGAAGCCUACGAGGAACUUGCCUCAGACCUGGCAGACCAGGAAGACUACUUAGACUUGACCCUGGAGGAGGAGUCAGUCUUCCUUCAAGAGUAUCGGGCACUUCUGGAGUCAACGCUGUCCUUCUGAAUACAUGUGAUAC
This is a messenger RNA of Branchiostoma belcheri (Belcher's lancelet), 1992 nucleotides long. RefSeq names its product NEDD8 ultimate buster 1-like. Gene Ontology annotation, molecular function: protein binding. The transcript has 14 exons. The record is from RefSeq and is a predicted model, not a curated record. Bases 96 to 1979 code for a protein of 627 amino acids. Gene Ontology annotation, biological process: regulation of ubiquitin-dependent protein catabolic process. Lineage: Eukaryota; Metazoa; Chordata; Leptocardii; Amphioxiformes; Branchiostomatidae.